Molecule: messenger RNA, 330 nt
Organism: Aspergillus novofumigatus IBT 16806
Lineage: Eukaryota; Fungi; Ascomycota; Eurotiomycetes; Eurotiales; Aspergillaceae
Exons: 1
Coding region: 22-180 (52 amino acids)
Source: RefSeq, a predicted model, not a curated record
GGUUCACUCGAUACCGUCUAUAUGCUUCGCUCUUUGGCAAAUUGUGCUCAUGGCGUCUCUGUAUGGUGUUUUAUCUGUAUGCUUCUUGGAGUCUACGUUAUAGUUGCUCGUACCGUUAUCAAAGGAUGCUAUGUCCCUACCGAUGCCGGACAAAUGUUGUUUGGAUAUGGUGCUGAAUGACGCCAGUGAGGUCUAUCGACUAUAUCCGUGCGCUAGUUUGGCUCGUGGCUCUCGGGCGUGUUAAGAGUACUGCAUGCAUGAUAUCGCUGACUUGAUAAUUCUAGUAUCGUCGGAUGACAAAUAACAGAGCCAUGGGAAUAUAUAUUGCUC